ACAAGGCACCGCCCACCCUUUCCUAGCCGCCCCUAACCCCUGCUCUCCCAAGACCCCGCCGUGGAAGCGCCGCGACCCCUUCCCGGCGCUCCUCGCGCCGUGCGCAGCGCGCCCUCGCGGUGACCCGCUGUGCGUGGGGUCAAGGCGCGGGGCGGAGCGGCUGGGCUGGCGCCAUGCGGAGGGGUGAGCGCAGAGGCGCGGGGGGACCGCGGCAGGGGUCCCCUGUGCCGGCGGGCAAGGCCUCGCUGGAGGAGCCGCCCGACGGCGCGACCGCAGGCCGAGCGAGCGGGCCGGGCGCGGGCCGCCGCAGCACGGAGUCCGAGGUCUACGACGACGGCACCAACACCUUUUUCUGGCGCGCCCACACCCUGACGGUGCUCUUCAUCCUCACCUGUGUGCUCGGCUACGUGACUCUGCUGGAGGAGACGCCUCGGGACACGGCCUAUAACACCAAGAGAGGUAUUGUGGCCAGUAUUUUGGUUUUCUUAUGUUUUGGAGUCACACAAGCUAAAGACGGGCCAUUUUCCAGACCUCAUCCAGCUUACUGGAGGUUCUGGCUCUGCGUCAGCGUGGUCUAUGAGCUGUUCCUCAUCUUCAUACUCUUCCAGGACACCACAGUGGCUCGUGUCCCCCAGAGCGCCGACCUGCUCUCCCUCCACCACCAAGUCCUGCCCUCCUCCACGUGGGGAGCGUGGCGCAUCUCCUUGGACUCGGGGCCUCCCCACCCCCACCACGUCUGCCCGUCCCUGCACUGCAGGGUGUUUGUCCCCACUCGGCAGAGGCGUCGUCCACACACCCCAGGCCACACGCACGCUUUCGGGACUUUAGCCGAGCUCUCCCGUCGCCACCAGCAGCAUGUGGCCUCACUGACCAGGGCGCUGGCCUUGCAGACUGUCCAGGACGGCCGCCAGUUUCUGAAGUAUGUGGACCCCAAGCUGGGAGUCCCACUGCCGGAGAGGGACUACGGGGGAAACUGCCUCAUCUACGACGCAGACAACGAGAGUGACCCCUUCCACAACGUCUGGGACAAGCUGGACGGCUUUGUGCCUGCGCACUUUCUUGGCUGGUACCUGAAGACCCUGAUGAUUCGUGACUGGUGGAUGUGCACGAUCGUGAGUGUGAUGUUCGAGUUCCUCGAGUACAGCCUAGAGCACCAGCUGCCCAACUUCAGCGAGUGCUGGUGGGAUCACUGGAUCAUGGAUGUGCUCGUUUGCAACGGGCUGGGCAUCUACUGCGGCAUGAAGACUCUUGAGUGGCUGUCUCUGAAGACGUACAAGUGGCAGGGCCUCUGGAACAUUCCGACCUACAAGGGCAAGAUGAAGAGAAUCGCCUUCCAGUUCACGCCCUACAGCUGGGUCCGCUUCGAGUGGAAGCCCGCCUCCAGCCUGCGCCGCUGGCUGGCCGUGUGCGGCAUCAUCCUGGUGUUUCUGUUGGCAGAGCUGAACACGUUCUACCUGAAGUUCGUGCUGUGGAUGCCCCCCGAGCACUACCUGGUCCUCCUGCGGCUGGUCUUCUUCGUGAACGUGGGCGGCGUGGCCAUGCGGGAGAUCUACGACUUCAUGGACGACCCGAAGCUCCACAAGAAGCUGGGCCAGCAGGCCUGGCUGGUGGCGGCCAUCACGGUCACAGAGCUGCUCAUCGUGGUGAAGUACGACCCGCAUACGCUCACGCUGUCGCUGCCCUUCUACAUCUCCCAGUGCUGGACGCUCGGCUCCGUGCUCGUGCUCACCUGGACCGUCUGGCGCUUCUUCUUGCGGGACAUCACCCUGAGGUACAAGGAGACUCGACGGCAGAAGCAGCAGAGCCGGGGUGACCAGGGCAGAGCCGGGGGCGACGUGGACGGACACCUGCCUGGGCCGGAAGACCCCCCAGGGCCUGUGGAGCCGGAGAGGGCGGGGGUGCCAGCCCCAAACUGACGCACCUCACGACUGCCCAGAGCCCAGGCCUGCCGGAACCUUCCGACAGGCCUCAGCCCUUGUGGUUUUAUUUUCCCUUUCUCCCACGCACAUAGCUGGGCUCUGUGGGGUGCGGGUGGCCCCUGACCCAGGUGUGUGUGUGUGUGUGUGUGUGUAUGUGUGUGUGUGUGUGUGUAUAUGUGUGUGUGCGCGCGCGCGUCCGCGCACAUGUGCUCCUGGGGCUCCUCUCAGCCUGACCGUUGUGGCUGGGCUUGCUCUGGGCAGCUGGUCCCCUCCCCUUUCUGCACAGUCAGCCCGCCGGCCUCUGGGCCACAGCGAGCCCUCAGCACCCAGACGGACGGCUCAGGCCCAGCAGAGGCAUCACGGUGCCUUCCUCUGCUCCCUGGGCCCCCAGCCACUCUGAAGCCCUGACUGCACCUCACCGGACCCCCAUUAGCCCCUCGACGGCACAUGUGAAGGACGACCAUCCAGUGAUACCCUGAGACGGCUGAGAAGGGGCAGGUUUAAGCAGGCAGCCCUGAGCCACUUCCUGGGGAGGCUACAUCUGACCCAGCAAACCUGGGGGUGUGAACGGGGGCCGGAGGUCACCGGAUUGGCUCCUCGAGGAACGUGGAGUCAGAAACUCAAAGGCUCUGGGCCUGAGGUUGGGAGGAGGGGCAGAGGGUCUUCGAGAGCUAACAGAACAAGUAAAGCAGGUCCUCACCAGCUCCCGGCCCUGUGGGCCCUGUGCAUCGUGUGCCCAGUGCUGGUGCUGCCCAGAGGGCUGGGGGGACGGGGGCAGGUGUGCAGAUGGGCUGCCCCGGAGCUGCUGCCGGUGGGGGUGAUGGGCCGCUGCACGAACCCAGCGGGGGAGCCCUAACAGCUGCGACACUGACACCGUGCCUGGUGGAGACCCCAUAAGAAGGACAAGCACUCCUCCUGCCAAAAAAAGUGCUUUAAUAAAAGUGUCCGAAACUUU
This is a messenger RNA of Leopardus geoffroyi (Geoffroy's cat), 2874 nucleotides long. It is a transcript of the gene PTDSS2, whose product is annotated as phosphatidylserine synthase 2. Gene Ontology annotation, biological process: phosphatidylserine biosynthetic process. Gene Ontology annotation, molecular function: L-serine-phosphatidylethanolamine phosphatidyltransferase activity. The record is from RefSeq and is a predicted model, not a curated record. Bases 174 to 1916 code for a protein of 580 amino acids. The transcript has 13 exons. NCBI's taxonomy places the organism in Eukaryota, Metazoa, Chordata, Mammalia, Carnivora, Felidae.